AUGAUGGUAGACCAUGGAAUGGAUUCCGAGGUGCUCCCAUACACAGCACCCCCUGGAGAGGAAGGCUUGGAGUUUAGUCAUGCGGGCGGAGAACAUGAAGCUUUUGAAGGUCUUGCAAGCCAAAUUGCUGAGAUCAGCGGCUGUCGCUAUACAGAUCACCGCACAUGCCAUGACCAUACAGAAAAUCAGAUGGCUCACUGGGAUAUUCAAAUAGGUCACCUUGUGGAUGCUUAUCUCGACUAUCGCUCUCGCUCUGCUGAGAAUGGCAUGCCAACCUUCAAUGAACCACUCAUGGCGCCAUCUUCAAGUGAUACUCAGUGCCUUUCGCUAAGUAAUAUCGAACUUGUAGAUCUUUUUCAUAUCCGCUCAUCGCCUCAAUCUUUGUUGUCUCACAAGUACCCUAACGAGACCCUGAUUUAUCAU
Suillus plorans is the source of this 423-nucleotide messenger RNA. RefSeq lists its product as uncharacterized. Lineage: Eukaryota; Fungi; Basidiomycota; Agaricomycetes; Boletales; Suillaceae. The transcript has 3 exons. The annotation marks the transcript as partial. The record is from RefSeq and is a predicted model, not a curated record.